This is a messenger RNA of Manihot esculenta (cassava), 1830 nucleotides long. RefSeq names its product protein TRIGALACTOSYLDIACYLGLYCEROL 2, chloroplastic. The transcript is spliced from 6 exons. Gene Ontology annotation, cellular component: chloroplast inner membrane. Bases 402 to 1553 code for a protein of 383 amino acids. The record is from RefSeq and is a predicted model, not a curated record. Gene Ontology annotation, molecular function: phospholipid binding; lipid carrier activity. NCBI's taxonomy places the organism in Eukaryota, Viridiplantae, Streptophyta, Magnoliopsida, Malpighiales, Euphorbiaceae.
ACCUGAGCACUGCCUCCCCUCCCCUCCCCUCCCCCCUUCCCUUCGGCCUCUCCGCCUCUCCUCUGGUACAGCCGCGAGCCGAGCGCCUCCCGCCGAUCGUUCCUCUGCUCUUCACGCUUUCCUGGUUCUGGCUGCUUGUUUGCUCUUCUCCGCCUCUUCCUCUGGUCCUCGUCGCUGCGUCCGCUGGUCCAGAGUGUUGUCCGGUGCUGCUCCUCGCCCCGUCCUCUGUCUCUGCAGGGACUUCUAAUGUUUUGAUUUGGGAUCCUAUCAAUUGGACUGAUGGUGACUUCAAUUGUUUAAGGAUUUUGGUAGCCCAAUCAUACUUCAUCCUGAAUUUGGUAUAAGGGCAAGUCUAUAUAGAGGAUAUUCUUACUUGUGUAAUUGCUGUAAGACGUUAAAGAAUGGUUGGAAAUUCAUUAGUUUCAGUAUCAACAUGUCCUGUGGUGUUAUCUUCUUCGUUGAUUAUUGUUCCCCGUGGUUCUUCAAAAUUCUUGCCAUAUCUUCCAUCGAGGCAGCGAAAGCAACUCAUGCAGGUAAGUGCUAUGUCAGCAGAUGCUGGACAAGGCCCAGCUUCUUCUUCUUCUUCGGAGAAAAAGAAUCCACUUGCCGCUGUUUUAGAGGUUCCUCAAAGUAUUUGGAAACAAACAUUGAAGCCAUUGAGUGAUUUUGGGUUUGGAAGGAGAAGCAUUUGGGAAGGUGGGGUGGGUUUAUUUCUUGUGUCAGGUGCAGUCCUCCUUGCACUUAGUUUGGCUUGGUUGCGGGGGUUCGAGUUGCGUUCUAAAUUCAGGAAGUAUGUGGCAGUUUUUGAGUUUGCUCAAGCUUGUGGUAUUUGCACAGGAACCCCAGUUAGGAUUAGAGGGGUAACUGUUGGCAAUGUCAUCCAAGUUAAUCCUUCCUUGAGAAGUAUUGAAGCAGUUGUCGAGGUUGAAGAUGAUAAAAUAAUAAUACCUAGAAAUUCGCUGGUUGAGGUGAACCAGUCAGGUUUUCUCAUGGAAACAUUGAUUGAUAUUACACCUAAGGAUCCAAUUCCUUCACCGUCUGUGGGACCUCUUGAUGCUGAAUGUGUCAAAGAAGGUUUGAUUGUAUGUGAUAGGCAGAGGAUAAAGGGUCAUCAAGGGGUUAGUUUGGAUGCAUUGGUUGGGAUAUUCACCCGUCUCGGACGUGAAAUGGAAGAAAUUGGUGUUGCUAAAAGCUAUUCAUUGGCUGAGCGUGUUGCUGCUAUUAUUGAAGAGGCAAAGCCACUGCUCCUAAAGAUAGAGGAAAUGGCUGAAGAUGUUCAACCUUUGCUAUCUGAGGUUCGUGCCAGCGGUCUUCUUAAGGAAGUUGAGACUUUAACCAAAAGCCUAACACAAGCGUCAGAAGAUCUGAGAAGGACACAUACAGCAAUUUUGACCCCAGAGAACACUGAGCUGAUUCAAAAGUCCUUAUACAGUCUGAUAUUUACUUUGAAAAACAUUGAGAAUAUAAGCUCUGAUAUUCUGGGAUUCACGGGUGAUGAGGCUCUGAGACAGAAUUUGAAAGCACUUAUCAAGUCUCUUAGUAGGAUGUUAUGAAGACAAGUAAAAGAUCCCGUUCUGGAUCUUCCAGAUCUUGAUUUAAGGUACUUAUUGCAUUCUUUUUAAUCAAGUUUUGUUGGACGUUUAGAGAAGCUUUUCAAAUGAAGCUCCCUCUGUUAUAGAAAACCUGUGAUUAGUGUUUUGAAUACUUGAAAAAGCUUCGGUUGCCCAUGGGAUGUGAUUUUCCCAGCAAAAAAUAGUUCCAUUGUCAUUUAACGUUUUUAACUCUGUACAUCAUUUUUUAUGGUAAAAUGGAGCAAUUGUUUUUAUUUUA